Molecule: messenger RNA, 1155 nt
Organism: Cucumis melo (muskmelon)
Lineage: Eukaryota; Viridiplantae; Streptophyta; Magnoliopsida; Cucurbitales; Cucurbitaceae
Exons: 3
Coding region: 1-1155 (384 amino acids)
Source: RefSeq, a predicted model, not a curated record
AUGGUGAAUACUCGAAAGGGUUCAUAUAUGGUGAAGUCGUCCAAAGAUGAACCUGCAGCUCAAGUUUCGUCGCCUUCUGUACAAAAGGUAAAGAUGAGAGGACGUCAAUUCAAAAGUACUCCACCACGGAGACCUUAUCAGCUCCCAUCCGAAAAAUCUCAAGCGGAGGUUUCAAGCAGACUGUCUGAGUCUGUGCCAGAAACUGUUGCUUCUCUUAAUCCUGUGUCUUCAGGUACACAUGUACCGAAUGUUCCUGAGACUCUUGUGUCUGAUAUGGAUUCAGAUGACCUAGAUGACGUACCUUUGGCUCAAUUGUUGAAGAAGACUACUGUUCCUGAGGAAAGCUCGUCAACUAAAGGAGUGUUUAUUCCCACUUUUGGUAUUCAGCACACUUCUAAUGUUCAACAUGGACCUUCAGUUCACUCUCCUUCUGUUCGUUCUCCUCUUUCUAAGCCACUUCCCUCUAAAGCGAAUAUUGCCCACGCUUUCGUUCCUGGUGAUGUUUCUGCUGCAGCUCAAGUUAGAAUUGAUGUUCAUAAUGAUGAGGAUGAGUUGGAUCCUCCCAAACCUAACGUUCAUUCUGAAGAAUUUCCUCCUGCUGCUGAUAAUAACCCAACCGCUUCACCUACUUCACCUGCUUCUCUUGACAUCCCUGUUGAAUCACAGCCAGCAAAGAGGAAAUCUCAGCAGAAUCGGUGGAAUAUCCUUUCAUCACGAGGAGAAUGUUUAGUGUUGGAAUUUUGUGAUCCAACGGAGGGACUCUUUCAUCGUGGCCUGUCAAUGGUGUACCUGCAGUUGCUCUUAGUGUCAAAUAUGUCAUUCCCAUCAUCACAUGCCUCUAGUGUAUCUGCUGCCUUUGGGACUUUCUUAUAUCGAAUUUGUGAUGAUGACAAGGUGGAUACAGGCGCUUUUAUAUAUAUUCAGCUUUUAAGGCAUGUUGGUUCGUUUGGGGUCAAGAUUCCAAUUGCUCUCCCAUGGUUCUCUAGUCUGCUCCUUCAUUUGAAUACUAUUGUGAUAACUGCAUCUAAUGCUUCUAAACCUGAUCCUAAAACAUUAUCCCUUAGUUACAGACUUUUUCACGGCAGUCAUGUACUUGAUAUUGAUCAUGAUGUGCAUCCUUAUCGAGGCCCGCUCAUCUUCGAUACAAGUGAUUGA